This is a messenger RNA of Pimephales promelas (fathead minnow), 1607 nucleotides long. Lineage: Eukaryota; Metazoa; Chordata; Actinopteri; Cypriniformes; Leuciscidae. The record is from RefSeq and is a predicted model, not a curated record.
GGCAAGAUGGCGUGCUGAUCAGUCACUCGUUUGAGAGUCAGAAGGAAAUUGUCCCGAAUUUUGACUUUAAUCUUAUAAAAGACACUCCAAAUAUUUGUUAAAAGUUUAAUGUAGUAUGAUCAAACCAGCUAGACUGAUAUUUAAAGACGGAGACAGUGGAAACAAACAAGUUACGAUGAGUGCUAAGGACGCAAAGAUUCUAGAGCAGUCUUCCGACCAUGUCUAUGCAAUGGAAGUUGGCACAAUCAGCAAAAGAAAAGACUCCAUGCCAUCAACUCCAAGUAAGAUUCCAGCCGGGAAGAAGACUAAAACUCUAGGACGGGAAGGUGAGGUAUCUAACUUGGCCAUUUUGGAAGCCAUUCAAAGUUUGGAAAAGAACUUUAAUGAGCAACUGUCACAACUUCGUGAGCAAGCCAAACAGAGUAGCAGCAUGGUUGCUAGCCUAGCUAAAGCGGUGCAGUUCAAUGCCGAAGAGGUAAAAGAAUGCAAGGGGAAAAUAAACGAGCUGGAAAAGUUCAACGAGCGUUUGUCCAAAGAAAAUGAUGAACUUAAAGAAAGAAUCCGAGAACAAGAGAGAUACAAGAUGAGGUGGUGUUUGAAACUGAGAGGUUUGUCGGAAAGAAGAGACGAGAACGUUAGAGCAGACGUCAUUCAACUCUUCAGUGAGAUCGCUCCCGACAUGGAACGGCGGCAGCUCGAAGAAGCAAUCGACAUUGUUCACAGAGUCGGCCGUAAAGAAGAUAACAGAAGUAGGCACAUUGUUGUUUUAUUUAUCCGGAGACUUGUCAAAGAGGAGUUAUGGCGACGAUGCAAGGAUUCCCUGGUGUGCAGAGAGAAGGGCGUCCGCCUCGCCGAGAUGCUUCCGCUUGAGGACAGGGAGGCAAGGAAGAAACUGUGGCCGCAGAUUGAACAGGCUCGCCGGGAUGGAAAGCGUGCUUAUUUCCGCGGGCCGCACGGAUUCAUUGAGGGUCGGCAAAUUGGUUAAGCAAAGGAAGGUUUGAUCUACUUGCACUAAAUGUAGAUGGAGUGUGUUAAAAGGUCAAGGGACUUUUUUGUAUUACAAACCAGCGUUAAUAAGCUUGAAGUAAGUUCUUACUGUUUUGUUUAAGCUUUGAAGCAAGUUCUUACUUUUUUUUUUGUUUACAGUUUUUAGUUAUUCUCAGUAUCUUGAGCAAUGUUCAAUUGUUCAGUUUCAUUUGCUUCACUAAACGUGAGGGGUCUAAAGGAUUUGGUCAAACGAAAGGCACUAUUUUUAUUUUGUAAAGGGAGAAAACCACAAUGUCUAUUACUACAAGAAACUCAUUCUUCCCAAGAAGAUGUGAAGUUUUGGUCUAACCAAUGGGGUGAUCGAAUACUGUUUAGUCAUGGGACCAACAAGUCUGCUGGUGUUGCAGUUUGUUUUAAUAGGUUUCCAGGGGACAUAAUUGCAAACAGGACAGAUAAUCAAGGGCAUUGGCUGAUGGUGGUCUUAAAAAUUGAUGGCUAUUUUUUCAUUUUAGCUAACAUAUAUGGUUAUAGAACCAUUGCUCAAAAUAAACAGAUGCUUGAAGAUAUCACUAAUACUCUAUCAGAGCUCAAAAUUAUUUAUCCAACAGACUUUAUUUUAA